This is a messenger RNA of Bufo gargarizans (Asiatic toad), 893 nucleotides long. It is a transcript of the gene MSMP, whose product is annotated as microseminoprotein, prostate associated. The transcript has 2 exons. NCBI's taxonomy places the organism in Eukaryota, Metazoa, Chordata, Amphibia, Anura, Bufonidae. The record is from RefSeq and is a predicted model, not a curated record. Bases 368 to 634 code for a protein of 88 amino acids.
ACAUGAGGCAGCCAGCUGAACUGUGAUUGCAGCUCUGGAUGUAGUGGUCAGUGGGUCCUGAGCUUGUACUACAUACACACGUGGCUGCAGAGCUCUGGAGAGGAGUGCAAGCUCUGCGGCACAGAGAUGCGGGCCGGCGGCUCGUGUUCCCGGCUGCACUGAUGAGAGGUCCGGUCAGGGUUCCUCAGGACAGAUGCCAGCCAUAGGAUGGACCCCCGCAGAGGGGCACUGAAUCACAUUUUCACACCUUGUUAAAAACAAAAAGCGCCUUCAUCAGGAGUUUGUUUUUCUGCUUUUAAAAUCAGGAAAUGAGUUUUAUGGGAUUUCCAGGUUCUGGCCUCGACCCGCAACAAACUGAUAUAAAUAUAUGAGGAGUGAGAGAAAAAAUCCCAAAACAGUAGAGAUAGAGCAAGAGAGCGUCGGCCUCAGCGCAGCCAUGGUGCCCUCCGCUCUGCCCGUCCUGGCUCUGCUCCUGCUGCUGCUGCCAUCCGCACAGACUCGCUGCUACUUCCAAGCCAAAGCUCUGUGUCGCUAUUCUGGGAAGAGUUUCAAGCUGGGGGAAUCAUGGCUGGGGCCAGACUGCCAGCUCUGCACCUGCCUGCACCCUGUGGGAGUAGGGUGUUGUGAGAUGUGAGUAUCCAACUUCUUAGAGAUCUUAUACUGUAGAAUAUAAAUCGGAAAACCGCUGCCUUAGAGGCUGCACUACUGCAGCACUUCUGUGAGGCAGUGUGGUCAAGGAGACAUCGUCCAAAUCAAUGACCACAAAUAACCAAUGUGAGUCAACACAAAAGGGCGCAAAUGUAAUAAUCCUAUAGAUGGUGUAAGCUUAGCCCGGACUCUAGACCAGCCCCAGAUUUACUAAUCCUGUAGAUCAGGGAUGCCCAACCUGCGGC